AUGGCAACGUUUAUUUCUGUCCCGUUAAAGAAAUCGUCUGAGGUGGAUCUAGUUAAGCCGCUGUCCAAGUUCGUGUCGUCCACAUAUCAAGGCUCCGAGGAGCAGGGGGAAUAUCUGCGCGCAGUGGAAGAGCUCAACAAGCUCCGCAAGAGCGCUUUGGGAAGGCCGCUGGACAAACACGACAGCUCACUGGAGAUACUGCUGAGGUAUUACGACCAGCUGUGUUCUGUUGAACCCAAGUUCCCUUUUGCUGAAAACCAGCUUUGCUUAACCUUCACAUGGAAGGAUGCCUUUGAUAAAGGAUCUCUAUUUGGUGGCUCAGUCAAACUUGCUCUGGCUAGUUUGGGCUAUGAAAAAACAUGUGUGCUGUUUAACUCUGCUGCUCUGGCAAGUCAGAUUGCGGCAGAGCAAAAUUUGGACAGCGAUGAGGGGCUGAAAGCUGCUGCAAAAUACUAUCAGCUGGCCAGUGGAGCGUUUGGUCACAUAAAAGACACAGUGUUGUCUGCUUUGAACCGGGAACCCACCAUGGACAUUUCCCCUGAGACUGUGGGUACUCUGAGUCUUAUUAUGUUGGCUCAGGCGCAGGAGGUCUUCUUUCUCAAAGCUACUUCAGAUAAAAUGAGGGAUGGUGUCAUUGCGAAACUGGCCAACCAGGCGGCAGACUUCUAUGGAGAUGCUUUCAAGCAGUGCCAGUACAAAGACAACCUCCCCAAGUAUUUUUAUUUUCAGGAAGUGCUCCCGGUUAUGGCAGCCAAGCACUGUAUCAUGCAGGCCAACGCCGAGCUUCACCAGAGCAUGGUGGCCAAACAGAAGAAACACUUUGGGGAGGAGAUUGCCCGUCUGCAGCACGCAGCAGAACUUGUAAAAACAGUAGCAUCUCGUUAUGAUGAAUAUGUGAGCGUCAAAGACUUGGGGGAGAAGAUCAAUCGAGCCCUCACACUCGCAAAAAAAGACAAUGACUUUAUCUACAACGAGCGGGUGCCUGAGGUCAAAGAUCUGGAACACAUCGGCAAAGCUGCACUGGCCAAAUCCACCACCAUCACUCCUCCAAUCAGUCAGAAGUUUUCAGAUUUGUUUGAGAAGAUGGUUCCCAUGGCAGUGCAACAGUCCACAAUCAUUUACAACCAGAGGAAGGCUGAGACUGUGAACAGACUGGUGGGAACAAUGAGGGAGGCGACCAACCUCUGCAAUGGUGUUUUGGCCUCUCUCAACCUGCCUGCUGCACUGGAGGACCUCUCUGGAGACUCAAUCCCACAGUCCAUACUUGAGAAGUCUCAUGCCAUCAUUCAGCAAGGAGGGCUUCAAAGCAUUGAGCAGCUGAUCAAUGACCUGCCUGGACUGCUCACUUGUAACAGAGAAAUACUGGAUGAGUCACUGAAAAUGUUGAAUGAUGAAGAAACUACAGACAAUGAGCUGCGAAGCAAAUUCAACCAGCGAUGGAACAGGACCCCAUCUGGAGACCUCUACAAGCCCCUUCGUGCCGAGGGUGCUAACUUCCGCAAUAUCUUAGACAAAGCAGUGCAGGCAGACCAGGUGGUACGAGACCGCUACAAUACCCACUGUGAGAUGAUUUCUCUGCUGUGUAAACCAGAAAAUGAGUUGACUGCUGCCAUCCCCUCUGCAAACCCCACCAAGACCCUCCAAGGAAGUGAGGUAGUGGGUGUGCUGCAGUCCCUGCUGGCGCAGCUUGAUGAGGUGAAGCGAGAGAGGGAGUCCCUGGAGGGAGAAAUCAAGGCUGUCACCUUUGACAUGUCUGUCACGUUCCUGACAGCACUGGCUCAAGAUGGCGUCAUCAACGAGGAGCCGCUCUCACUGUCUCAGCUCGAGCAGCUGUACGGCUCCUACAACCAGAGAGUGCAGGCCAGCCUCAGGAGGCAGGAGGAGCUGCUGGGCCAAGUGCAGACAUCACACCAGGAGUUCAGUAACCUGAAGCAGUCAAACUCUGAGGCCAACCAGAGGGAGGAAGUGCUGAAAAAGCUGGCCUCCGCUCACGACAGCUACAUCGAGAUCAGCAGUAACCUGCGUGAAGGCACCAAGUUUUACAACGACUUGACAGAAAUUCUACUGAAGUUCCAGAACAAGUGCAGCGACAUUGUUUUCGCUCGCAAAACUGAGCGUGAUGAACUUCUUAAAGAUUUGCAGCAAAGCAUUGCACGUGAGCCCAGCGCUCCAUCCUUUAAUGUACCUGCAUAUCAGAGCACUCCUGCUGCCCCCGCCGCUGGACCCACACCUGCUCCCAGGACUGUGUUUCAGCCGCAGGAGCCUCCAGCUAAAGCCGCUCCUCCAGCCAGACCCCCUCCUCCCGCAGUCACGCCCCAUGCAGCGUCGGGACCCCCCACUGUCCCAUCGACCAACAACCCUCCACCUGUGGCUCCUCCCACCCAGGCACAAGGGCCGCCAUACCCAUCCUACCAGGGUUAUCCCGGAUACUACCAGAUGCCGAUGGGUUACAACCCCUACGCUGCCUAUGGACAGUACUACAUGCCCCAGUACCAGGGCCCUCCAGGGCAAGGAUACCCGGGAGCGCCUCCUAGUGGACAGCCAUACCCUGGUUACCCCCAACAGCCCCCCCAGCAGCAGCCCUUCUAUCCCCAACAGUAA
This is a messenger RNA of Knipowitschia caucasica, 2601 nucleotides long. The record is from the annotation of a GenBank genome assembly. Lineage: Eukaryota; Metazoa; Chordata; Actinopteri; Gobiiformes; Gobiidae.